Molecule: messenger RNA, 15390 nt
Organism: Sceloporus undulatus (fence lizard)
Lineage: Eukaryota; Metazoa; Chordata; Lepidosauria; Squamata; Phrynosomatidae
Gene: BSN
Product: bassoon presynaptic cytomatrix protein
Exons: 9
Coding region: 1-10305 (3434 amino acids)
Biological process (GO): protein localization to synapse; presynaptic active zone assembly
Cellular component (GO): cytoskeleton of presynaptic active zone; axon; GABA-ergic synapse
Molecular function (GO): structural constituent of presynaptic active zone
Source: RefSeq, a predicted model, not a curated record
AUGGAUCCAUCUACAGUCAUAUCCAAAUGGCUACAUAGUGAUAUCACUGUAGGCAUAAUCAUCUUAGGCGUGGGACAGACCGCCAAGAAACGGCGGUCUACCGGCACCCGUUUUUGCUCCUCAGGGACAGCACAGCUCCCAGAUGGUGAAUCCAGUAAGCCUUAUCCCUCAGACCUGUCCCGUAGUCCCCAAAGCUUGAGUGACACUGGCUACUCAUCUGAUGGGAUCUCUAGCUCCCAGAGUGAAAUCACAGGCUUAGUGCAGCAAGAAGUGGAACAGCUAAAUGAAACAGGAAUUGCAGAGCCCAGCCCCCCAAGUCCUUCUGAACUCACUAAACUGGAAAGUAGUAUGCGUCCUCUACUGGAAUCAAAGGGCUUGAGCCAAGAGCCAGCUGACAGGGGGAAAUCAUACCAUGAGUUAAGGGAGGAACAAAGACAGAGGCAGAGGCCCCGAUCUCUUUCUAUCACUCCAGAAGCCUUUGAUUCUGAUGAAGAGCUAGAAGACAUCAUGGAAGAAGAUGAAGACUCUAUAGAAUGGGAAAACCAGAGAGACCAGAGGGAGAGCAUGGAGUCUUCAGAUGAAUUUGGCAGCAAGUUACGCCAUGACUAUGUAGAAGACAGCAGUGAAGGAGGGUUCUCCCCCUUGCCAACCAGGCAAAAGGUCAAGGAACCUGAGAUGACUGAUGAAGAGUUCAUGAGAAGGCAGCUCCUGGAGAUGAGUGCAGAAGAAGAUAACCUGGAGGAGGAGGAGGAGGAGGAGGAGGAAGAAUAUGACCGUAAAAAAUACAGUGUUGCAAAAAAUGGACACAAACCUGACUCUGAAAAAAGCAGAGAAGCUACUUCAUCCAAGAGGCGCCUACCUCACAGCUCUGGCAGUAUAUAUGAAGAGGAAAGAAAAGAGCUUGAAAGCACCGAGGGUGAUGACAUUACUGCCUCUCAGGGAGGGUUGCGGCGUUUCAAGACCAUUGAGUUAAACAGCACCAACAACUAUAGCAGAGACAUGGAGAUCAGCCAGGAGACAGACAUCAGCCUGGACAGAGAACCUGAACUGGAGAUGGAGAGUCUGACAGGAUCCCCAGAAGACAGAUCAAGAGGGGAAUACUCCUCCACCUUGCCAGCAACAACACCCAGCUACACAUCAGGCACCUCUCCCACCUCCAUCUCUUCCCUGGAGGAGGACAGUGACAGCAGCCCCAGCCGCAGGCAGAGGCUGGAAGAAGUUAAGCAGCAGAGGAAAGCCCGGCAUCGCUCCCAUGGGCCUUUGCUACCCACCAUAGAAGAUUCUUCUGAAGAAGAGGAGCUGCGAGAGGAGGAGGAGCUCUUACGAGAGCAGGAGAAAAUGCGAGAAGUGGAGCAGCAGCGCAUCCGAAGCACCGCACGCAAAACAAAACGAGACAAAGAAGAACUGAGGGCUCAGAGGAGGAGAGAGAGGUCCAAAACACCACCCAGCAAUCUGUCUCCUAUUGAAGAUGCUUCACCCACUGAGGAGCUUAGGCAGGCUGCAGAGAUGGAGGAGCUGCACAGGUCUUCCUGUUCAGAAUACUCGCCCUCCAUUGACUCAGAAGCAGAGGGGUUUGAUGUCAUUGCCUCCAAGCUAUACAAAUCUGGCAGUGAGUACAAUCUUCCAACAUUUAUGUCCCUCUAUUCUCCAACAGAAAAAAAUGCUAGCUCUGCUUAUCCCUCCAGCAAACCUCUGAAGAGUGCAGAAGAAGCUUAUGAAGAGAUGAUGCGGAAGGCAGAAAUGUUCCAAAAGCAGCAACCUAUCCAACAAAGUGUCUCCUAUAGCAGCACCUUCCAGCAAGUAGGCUAUCGUAGUUCAGAAGGCCAAAAUAAUUUUGAAUACCAGUAUAUAGAUGAUUAUGGCUAUGAUAAUAGGAAUUUGGAUUCUUCUCAAGCUGAUUACCAAAAUGAGCUUUCUAAAUCUGGGGCAGUUUAUGAAGAAAUCCUUCAGACGUCACAGAAUAUCUCCAGGAUGCAUCAGUCCUCUUCUCUGGAUCUGACUCUUGAGCAGGAAGUAAAGAAGAAAGGGAGGGAAGACCCAUAUCAAGAGAAGCAGUUUCUGAAUGCAGAGAGUGCUUAUGAAAGUGGCCCGCUCACUCCUGGGACAAGUCCUACACAGCUGUCUGCUCCUGUCUCCUUUUCCUCCACUGAAAGCACCACAAGCAGAAUAAUCCCUGAUGUAAGAGUCACUCAACAUUUUGCAAAAGAGAACCAGGACCACUCAAAACUUCAUGGCUCAGCCGCUGUACCUAGCUCAGUUUCAAAGAGUGUAGCAACACCUUAUUCAUACACAAAGGGCUCUAGCACAGUUACCACUGUUGUUUCUAGUCCAGCAAGUGCACCACGGAUCUUCAGUACUCCAACUGCUCUUAGUGGUUCAGACGCACCAUCUGUGUCCUCCACCAGCCGAAGUUAUAGUCAAACAAAAGUGACAGCAAAUUAUGGCUCUCAAACAGAAAAUAUUUCCAGGAUCAAGAGCAUGGCAGAGAUCAGUGGGGCUUCAGCAAGAGAGAAACUCCAGAGCAUGGCUGAGAGCAAGACAAAUGUAUCCAUGUCAACACCUAAAAUGUAUUCUUUCUUUAAAAGCUCCAGCCCACCACUUUCCCCUUCUUCUCCUACUCAAAGUCCCACCCAUUCUCCAAGGGCUGGGAUGCCACCCAGUUCAGGUAUGGGAGCUAAGUCAACAGCAGAGUUUUCCACUCAAACACAUAGCACAAUUAUCUCCUAUGAUGUCCCAACUACUAUUGCAGUAUCAACAUCUUCUCCAAUGGUAGCUCAAGGAACACAAACCCCUCACCGAUCAAGUUCCCCUCGCCUUGCCAGACAACAGUCUUCACAAGAAGCCCCCUUUAUGGUCAUCACUUUAGCAUCUGAUGCAGCUAUUCAAACCAAGCCAAUUGGUUCAGGUUCCUCCAUUUCACCAGCCUCAUCGCCAACUCAGCCAGGCCGCCAGCAAACAGUGCAUAGUUACAGUCAGACAGUAAUCAAUGCAGCACAACUCCAGCAAGAACAGCUGCAGUCCACUUACACAAAGGCACAAUCAGUGCUAGAAAGAGCCUCUGCUUAUACUGCUGCAAUGCAGAAAGCUCAAAGCCCUGCUGCUGCUGACAGCUUUCCUGGUGCAUACAGCUGGGGAACCCUGCCUGCAGAGAACAUUUCUUUGUGUAGAAUAUCAUCAGUACCCGGGACAUCCAGAGUAGAACCUGGACCCAGGCCACCUGGGAGUAAUAUUGUAGACUUGAGAACUGUAAUAAAGUCAGCCCCAAUCAUCAUAACAGACCAGGGCAUGGAUCUCACAUCUCUAGCUACUGAGAGCAGAAAAUACUGUCUCACUAUGGACCAGUCAUCAGGACGGCAGUCCACAGCCAUCCAACCCUUAAUUAUCAAUCUUAAUGCCCAGGAACAGCCCCAUGCGAUCAUAAGCACAGCCACCACAGUCAGCAUAACAGUUGCAUCUUCCAUGCUUGUCUCUCAACCCAAGCAGCCUGCAGUCUAUGGAGACCCUUUUCAGAACAGGAUGGACUUUGGUCAAGGGACAGGAAGCCCAGUCUGUCUAACACAAAUUAAACAGGUAGAACAAGCAAUCCAAACCGGCACCUUCAGAGGAGGUACGAGUGGUGCUGGCAUGGCUGCAUCUGUGGGCCGGCCAGAAGUUGCAGGUCCACAGCCAGCAAAGUUUGCCCGGUAUAAUUUACCCAACCAGAUGACAUCCUUAAUGAAAAAAGAUACUCUGAUCACUCAGACCACUAAUGCACAAAGUAUUAUCAGUGCCAUUCCCAGACAGUUUCCUCAGGAUCAAAAUGCAGAGGUUUACAGAGGGAUCCCAGUGGAAAUGAAAACUCCAGCACCUCCAGUCACCCUCGCAAGUAAGAAAUCCCAGGUGAUGAUGGUGCAAAUGGAGGAUAUAGCUGCAGGCCCUGUCACAAAAGUGAUAAAAGAGGAGCCUCCUUCCAAUGCUCUGGAUCUCACAGGGAUGAAGCCUGAAAGCCAAGUGGCAUGCUGUGAUGUAGUGUACAAAUUUCCAUUUGCAGGAAGCUGCACUGGGGCUUUUAACCCUUCUUCCAAGGUCCCAGAGAAAAAUGUUGGGGAUCCAACUCACUCAGGCAAACCCAGUGGCCCAUACUAUGGAAGGAGAGAACAGGAGGCCUCAGAUGCAUAUCCUUACAGAGAACAAUCAGCAGCAGGCCCUAAUCCUUAUGAAGAGCACAGGUUCUAUCCCCAUGGCCUGUUUGGGAGACUGUAUUCAUCCAUGUCAGAUACAAACCUUUCUGAAAUGGGUCUGAACUAUUACUCUGUUAAAGGGGAACAGCCCUUCCAUUCACUUGCUGGGGAUUCUGCUGUGGAUUUGACAACCAUGAAACCUUCUUACAGCCACAGCUUUACUGAGGGAGGUUACAUGGGACAUGGAUUGCAGUAUGGCUCUUUCUCUGACCUCCGACAGCCCAGUGAUUUGCUAAGUCAUUCAUUUCCAAUGCGAAGGUACAGCUCAGCCUCAAAUAUCUACUCUGAUUACAGAUAUUCACCAAGAGGGGACAUGGCAAAUUUCCAGGAAGCCAGCCUGGCUCAUUAUAGUGCUACUACAGCACGAGAGAUCAGCCGGAUGUGUGCAGCACUCAACUCCAUGGACCAGUAUGGGGGUAGACAUACAAACAGCCCAGAUCUUCUCCAGUAUGGACAUGGGGCACUUGGUGCUGGGCCAGGUGGGACUAGUAGCAUCUCAGCUCAACAAGGUGCCAUGAAAGCAAACAUGAUGUACAACCCCAAUUUUCCAGAAACUCGACCAGGCUUUGGAAACCUAGCCCAGUACAAUUUCACCAGACUUGGAGCUGUGAGGCAAGCACUCCCUUCCACAGCCACUGUGCGAGCUGCUGAUGGCAUGAUUUAUUCCACCAUCAACACACCAAUAGCAUCAACUCUACCCAUCACCACCCAGCCAGCCUCUGUACUGCGACCCAUGCUCCGAGGCCUAUAUAGACCCUACGGUCCAGGUGGUAUCACAGCUGUCCCUCUGGCCAGCCUGACAAGAGUGCCUCUAGUUACGCCAAGGAUGCCCCUUCCAGCCCAGAGCCUGUACAGGUACCCAGUGCCCAGCAGGCUUCCAGCAGUUCCCACAUCAUCUAUGAUGGAGACACCAAUGUAUUUGGGAAAGCCUGUUAGCACUACUGCUGCCAGCACUGCUGCCAGUAGUGUAAGCACAGUGGCAGCUUCCAAGCCCUCAGCUUCCACUGCUGUUGGCUAUCAUAGGCCAGAGCAGAUGGGGACUGGCACACGAGAGGAGGUACCUGCAGCAACUUCUGUGGCACAGAGUACCAUCAGCCAGCAGCAGCAGCAACCCCCACCACCCCCACCACAAAUUCCAACCCAGAAGCAGCAAGCAGAAGCCCCACAGGUCAGUGUUGUGAGCAAAGGAGCCACAGAAAAGGAAGAAAAAGAGAAGGAAGAAGAGAGGCUGAGAAAGCAGCAAGAGCAUAUCCUCCAGAUGGAGAGGGAAAGAGUAGAGCUGGAAAAAUUGAGACAGAUGAGGCUGCACGAAGAGCUGGAGAGAGAACGUGUGGAGCUGCAGAGACACAGAGAGAAGGAGCAACUUCUGAUGCAUAGGGAAAUCCAGGAGUUGCAGUCCAUAAAACAUCAGGUCCUGCAACAGCAGCAGGAAGAACGCCAGGCCCAGUUUGCCUUGCAGCGGGAGCAACUGGCCCAGCAGCGCUUGCAGUUGGAGCAGAUCCAGCAACUGCAGCAACAGCUGCAGCAGCAGUUGGAAGAGCAGAAGAGGCAAAAGAGCGCUUUCCCUCCUCCGGUAUGUGAUCCCACAGGAAGGAUGACUUCCCAGCCCUCCUCUGAGAUACCAAUAGAAAUGCAAAGGACCCUAGCUCAGAAUGGACAGUACUGGCCACCUUUAAACCAAGCCUUCAUAGCGACUGCAGCCCCAGCCCAAGAUGGACAGGCACAGCCCCGCUAUCCAGGACUCCAGAGGCCUCUCACCAACUCAGCCUCCGAAAUGUCCCUGCAGACGGAAGAACAAUGGGAAACCAGUCGAGGGAUAAAGAAGAGGAACUCCAUGCCACGCCUCCGGGAUGCCUAUGAUAAGGAGUCUGGCCAUGAGCCAUACGUUGUGAAGAAGAUCACAGACAGCAGCGUCCAGACUGAUGAGGAGGAUGGCGAGGAGCGUCUUUAUGCAACCCGACGCCGCCGUACACGACGCAGCACAGACUGCAGCGUUCAGACGGAUGAGGAAGACAAUGGUGAGUGGGAACAACCUGUACGACGUCGACGCUCCCGCUUCUCCCGGCACUCUGACUCGAGUGCAGAAAACAAGCAAGACUUGUCCACCAAAGGUAUGGCCAGCAUAGCAAUCCAAACCAUCAGUGACUGCUCGGUCCAGACGGAGCCCGACCAGCUACACAGGGUGUCCCCUUCCAUCCACAUUACCACCCCUGACCCCAAGGUGGAGAUUGUGAAAUACAUUUCUGCCCCUGAGAAGACUUACCGAGGAGAAAGCCUGGCCUGCCAGACAGAGCCGGAGGUACAGCCUCAGCCAGGCAUUGUAGUUCCUCAACUCACUGUGCCUACAACAAUUACGCCUUACUCCUCCAACCUCCAGAUUGUAAGCACUGGACCCCUGGAUCCCCAUUCAGUCCGUCAGCAAGCACUGGUGAAGAAAAAGCCUGACCCCCUUGAAAUUGGCUACCAGUCCCAUCUGCCUACAGAUUCCUUGUCUCAACUGGUGUCGCGUCAGCCUCCCAAGUCACCCCAAGUGCUCUACUCCCCAGUCUCUCCCCUCUCCCCACAUCGGCUGCUGGAGUCAUCCUUCACAACCAGUGAAAGGCUCAACAAGGCCCAUGUGACCCCACAGAAGCACUUCAUGGCCGACUCCACUCAGCGCCAGCAGACCCUCCCUCGCCCCAUCAAAACCAUACAGAGAUCCUUAUCCGAUCCCAAGCCCAUUAGCCCAACAUCAGAGGAAGCUGCAAAAGACAGGUUCUCUUUGUAUCAGCACACAUUGCUUCCUGGCAGCCAGAUUUCAACCCUGCAGUCUAACACCCUCAUUCGGAAAGUGAAGAGGACACUGCCUAGUCCCCCACCAGAAGAAGCUCAUCUCCCUCUGGCUAGCCAAGCUCACUCACAGAUGUAUAUGCCUGGCCUUCUGCAGAAGGGAGUGGGAGGACCGCCUGUUCAAGUGACCAAAGCCAGCCUCCUCAAGGAACUUGACCGUGACUUGAAGCUGGUUGAGCAUGAGUCCACUAAACUGCGGAAAAAACAAGCUGAGCUGGAUGAGGAAGAGAAGGAGAUUGAUGCCAAGCUCAAGUACCUGGAACUAGGGAUCCAUCAGAGAAAGGAGUCUUUGCUGAAGGAUCGGAAUGUCCGUGAUUAUCCCUACCUGAGAUGCCUCGGAGAGAACAGGGACUACAUGUCUGAUAGUGAACUAAACAACCUUCGCCUCUCUGGCUAUGAGAGCAGCAGUCUCCUGACGAGGCCCAGCACUGCCCCUUCUAACCAAUAUGCAGACUUCUCCAGUGCACAGUAUACAUCAGCUUCCUCCUACACCCCAUAUCAAUACUCCUCAGGACAGGCUGCUCCACCAGGUCCAGCCACAUUCCAGCAAACAAGAUUUCAGCCCCCACACUACCCCCCAGGAAGCAAUGUUCCUGCACAAAAUGGCUUCCAAACUAGCCAGAUGCCUGCCUACCCCUCCCAAACUACAUACCAGACACAUAGCUUCACUCCAAGCACAGGGUAUCAGUCCGAACUGGGUCUACAGAGCCACCAAGGUUUCCGGCCACCUUACCAACCUCCAACCACAUAUCCCAGUCAAACAUCUCUGCAGCCUGCACAGAGCGGUCUUUUCCAGAGUCACACAGAAUCUCACACAACUUCUCAGAAACCACGGCAGACAUCAUUAGCUGACCUAGAGCAAAAGAUCCCCACGAAUUAUGAAGUCAUUAGCAAUCCCACUGUGGUCAUAUCUGCUGCAACUCCAGAAGUGACAUACAGUACCACAACAGUGACCAGCAGCUAUGACCAAUACAAGGCCCCUGAAGCAAGGCCAGCAGAUAGGAGUGGUGCAGUCCAAAGUCCCUCCACCAGUUAUUCCUCUGAUUCUCUCUACACCAACCUAGAGCAGAACAUUCCUCGGAACUAUGUAAUGAUUGAUGAUAUCAGUGAACUGACGAAGGAAAGCACUGCAGGGGAGAGCCAGAAAGGGGAUUUGCAGUCGCAAAGCAGCAAUGGACGACACAUCAAAGAAAAGAGUGACAUGGGAGAUGCAGAUGUCUCCAGCAGGCCAUGCUGCUACUUAAAAGGAGAGGAGGAGUCUGAGGAGGAUAUGUAUGAUCAUCUAAGCUCUGAUCAUCGAGGAAAAAGCUUCCACAGGGGCACAGAAAACAAUGGGAGGAUGUCAGGUAGUUCAGGCUCAUAUUACUAUGGUGACGGUGAUUACAGGCAUUCCUCUCGCCCAGAUAAACAUGGAUCCACUAUGGGAAUACAGAAGCACUCUUCAAAAAAUCUAGCUCCAGCAGUCAUCUCUUCGAAACGCAGCAAGCAUCGGAAGCAAGGUAUGGAGCAAAAGAUCUCCAAGUUUUCGCCAAUAGAAGAAGCCAAAGAUGUAGAAUCGGACUUGGCCUCCUAUGCAGUGACCACAUCUGUCACUAGUAGCAGUGUGGCAUCCAGAGCAAAGAAGCUGCAAGAUGACAUCACUUAUGGACUCAAGAAGAAUGUUUAUGAACAGCAGAAGUAUUAUGGAGUGUCCAGCCGGGAUAUGAUGGAAGAAGAUGACAGAGCGUACAGUGGUGGGCGAUCCAGAUCUUCUGGUUAUGUGUCAGACAAAAUGUCAAGCCGUGAGAUCAGGAGCAGGUCAUAUGAGAGAGAGAGCAUGGAGAGGCCUCAGAAAGGGAGCUCCAAGCCCUCAUCCCUUAGUAUGACUCAGAGUCGCGGGCGACCUCCAAUUCGCACACAAACAUCCGAAGAAGAGAGCCCUAUCAGUCCUUUGGGAAAAUCCAUGGGUGUAUCGCGGUCUUCAGGUGGACCUCUCCCUCAGUCUGCUGGAGACAGCUGCUCACAGUUCUGCUCUAGUCACUCAUUGCCUGAUGUACAAGAACAUAUCAAAGAUGUGCCAAGAACCCACUCUUACAAGCAUGAAGAAGGUUACAUCAUGGAUGAUUCACAUUGUGUUGUUUCAGACAGUGAAGCCUAUCACUUGGGUCAGGAGGAGACAGACUGGUUUGAUAAGCCAAGGGAACCUCGUUCGGAGAGGAUCAGGCAUUAUGGUGGCCACUCCUCAUCCUCCCAGAAGAGAGGCCCAGUUAAGCACACCUAUCAUGACUAUGAUGAGCCUCCAGAUGAAGACUUGUGGCAUCAUGAUGACUACUCUCAUCCACGUCACUCCUCUUCCAAAGAUCACAGGCACCAUGGAGACUAUGGAAGGCAUUCAUCUUCCCGCCACUCCAGUGACGAUCUGCCCAGGAGAUCAUCUAGGCAACAUCCAAGAGAUCAAGGCCGCCACGAGUCACGUGGCCAUGGGCAGCCCUCCUCCCAGAAGAAAACUCAGCAGGCAGACAUGAGAGCACAGCCAGGUUAUCCUUCCAGCUCAUCAGAGUACUCCCAGCAAUCCCGGCAACCAUCUGGCUAUCAUCAUACCCCAGAGUCCCAAAAAUCACAGAGGCAACAUGGGCCACCACCAUCUCAACAGCCAAAAUCUGAGCCUCUUCCCCACCAACAGCAGCAGUCAAGGCAGCAACAAGCAGGGCAGCAGCAGUCAGCCAGGCAGCAGCAGCAGCAACAAACAAGCAGACAGCCUCAGCAGCAGCAUCAGACAGGCCCUUCACAGCCAUCUUCUCAACAGCAGCCCCAGCAAGCUAGGCUUCAGCAGCAGCAACAACAACAACAACAACAGCCUCAGCAACAGCAACAACAACCAGGAAUUCAAGCCCAACCUUCCUCGCGGCCAACCCAACAACAGCCUGGCCAGCCCCAGGCAGUAGGCAAAUCACAGUCAACCCUCCAAGCACAACCUGCUACUCACCAAGCAGGACCACCUAAAGCAGAGCAGACGGAUGCAUCCAAGCCUACCACAAAAGUGCCACAGGUGGGGAAAGCACCCCAAACACAGCCACAAGGAAUAGCAUCAGGAGGCAUAAGAUUGGGUCCUAAGCCACCAGGAGCGCCCACUUCUGCAAAUGCAGCAGCUGGACAACCAGGAGCAGAAGGAGAAAGUGUCUUCUCCAAAAUCUUGCCAGGGGGGGCAGCAGAACAAGCAGGCAAAUUAACUGAAGCUGUGUCAGCUUUUGGCAAGAAAUUCACAUCAUUUUGGUGAGAGAACACCACUGGACGUUUGAGAGAAUAAUAAGUGGAAAUCUCAUCAUUGCACUGGAAAAACCUAUGAAGAUUCCAUUGGAAUUCAGUCUGCUGCUCCAGACUCUGGGUAUAACACUUUUGAAACCAUGGAAAACAGUAGGCUGCGAGACUGGAAGAGGAAGAGAUGUUUAUACAGAUGUCUGCCUGUGGAUCAAUCAUAAGCUCCUAAGGGCAUCUGAGCCAACUAUCAGAAGAAGCUUUCAGAAGCCACUUGAUGUCAACUCUGUGGUUCAUAUUGUGUGAGCCCCAAAAGGUGGAGACAGAUUCUUAGCCGGAGAAGAUGUACAUAAGAGAUGUGUUUACAGAACAUGGAUGGGCCUCUUGCAACUUGUCACACAGACUGGCCACUACCCUGAUGCUGGAAGAGAUGUCUGGCACUCCAGAGACUAUUCAUGGCUGUGGCUCCAUUUGUGCCUAGGGUCUGACAUGGGGAGCCAUGGCCCUUUCUUGAGAUUAUACACAGAGUUUCUCUCUUACUGAAUUUUAACUCUAGAAUCUUCAUAGGUUUUUCUCACUUUCCAAGAUAUGCUUGAGUUGAGGGCUGGGAGCUAAAUGCUCCAUUCUCCUUCACAUUCCAGUUUGCCCCAUCAAUCCCUCCACUUGCACAGUGUUUGUUCCCUCUCAUCAUCCCUGCAGUGGAAAGCAUGGGACGAAGAGAACUCGGACUAGGACCUAACACUGUUUCACUAUUGAGAUAAGAGGCCAUAGGACUCUGAAAGGCAGUGCGAACUGGCUGACUAUUGACUGAAGCAAAUGCUGGCCAGGCAUGUCUGUCAGCCACCCAAAGCCAUCCUGAAGCCAUUCUAAAGCAUUCAAAUGGCAGUGCUUUCCAUUGUUAGUGUUAUGCAUUGUUUUAUGUAUGCCUGGGGAAUCAUUUUUAUUUUUAAAACAGCCUUAAUCAUUCCAUUUUUAUUUACGUGUAUACCUCAUUGACACCCAAGAUUUUGGGGUUUGGAUUUUUGUGUGUGUGGGGUUCCUUUUUUUCUUUUGGUUUUGGUUUUGUUUGUUUUUUUAACUUUGUAUCAAACAUAUUGUUUUCCUCUUUACUUUGUACUGAGUUAGCACAUGGGCUGUUGUCGGUAGAAGCAAUAGAGUGCAGAAGGCUAUCAAGAGCACAAUCCAGUGUUGAUGAGAUCAGGAGAGCUUGCCUCUGCCAUUCCUCCUUCCUACUACUGUGCAAUUCAAGUCCUUCUUAAGCCAUUACUGGUAGGCAUGCUCAGAACGAUGGAGGAGCUACAUGGAGCAGAUUAUUGCCGAACCUGCUAGAACAGAGAGCUCUUAGCACUGUAACCUGUGUGAGAGCUAAAAGAAAAACCUGUGAAACAGCUCCUUUCUUUUGCUGUAAAGAAUUCAGCACGUGUACAGAUGCUCUGAUUUCCAUUUGUUUGUGCUGUCUGUUUCCUGCCCGUCUCUUGUCCACGCUGAGCAUGCUCAAGAACAACAAUUCAUUGGUGUGACCCAUAGGAGCUUCCAUUCACCAUGGGUAACAGCAAAAUGAUUCUCAUGUCUAAUGUUCUAUGCAAUGAAAUAACAAAAUUUUAAAGAACAACUGUUAAUAUUUAAUAAGUUCAAUGUUAUGUAUAAGGAUUUAAUUGCAAAUGUGCUAUCAAGAAACUGGAUAGAUAUCUUUAUAUCAAACACCUGUGUGUAUGAAGUUUUCAAUUAGUGGCAUGCUUGACCCGUUUGAGGGACACUUUUGCCAAAGGGUAGCCAUAGAGCCGGUGACUGUCUGUCUGUUGUAGAGCAUGGCUUGCUACUUCUCUGCACGGUUUCAUCUACUUAGAAUGCUUGCUGUUCUUUGCUUGAGGUUAAUUUUUUUUUCUCUCCAGUUGGUUCAUCUUCUCUAUUGAAUGCCAUUAGCAGACUUAUGCACUUGUUAUUGAAGGCCUGUCAGUGACACAAUGAUGUGUAAUUAGCCUGCUGAAUGUAACACCAGAUGUUCUCUGCUGAAUUACAUUAACUCUCCUACCUUUGCUGCUUCCUUCCCUGCAGUAGCCAGGGAAGAUCCUAGGCUUUGUCUAGACCUUAAGGCCAUUUAUCCUGUCCAAACAUUUGAUCAAAAUCAUCUCUAAAUAUGUGAGAGCACCAAGCUAGAGAAGGUGCUUUACGUAUGAGAUUUACUGACAAAUUAUACAAGAGCAACUGGAACAACUCUGGCAUAAAUUAGUGCAGAUAUACAACUAAAUUCCCUUUCCUAGGUUCAGAACCUGAGGAUGCACAAUGGUGAUUGGUGGUGGUGGUGGUGGUGGUGGUGUUUUUAAUGAAUAAAAGAAACCCCGAACCCUGGCUCCUGAAGCCUGGAGACUGAGAGCCAGUGAGAGGUGUAAUUUAAGAUGUGGCAGAUUUCAGAAUAUAUAGAGCAAUCAUUUUGACUAUGCCCAUACUAUUGGGGCAAUAAUGGCAUAGGAACUUUUCCCUCACAACUAGAUUGAAAGGGAGACUUCUCCAAAAUUGGAACAAAUCAGUGAGAAAGCAAGCUUCAGAUCCUAACAUCGCCUGAAAGUAUAAGACUUUUCCUAUGGAAUUUAUAGAAUGAAAUAAACAUUUCCCCCUUUUGAUUGAUGCACUUGACAAGAACAUUCCAUGUCCUGAAUGCCACUGUCUACUUCAUAAUGGCAUGGGCUCAUCAAGAGAAGCUGCAGUGUACAAGGGAGCAUACUUUUCAUAGAGCAUCCUUGCAUAUAUUAUAGAUUCUAGAGGUACUUCUGCAGAGAGUAAAAUAAAAUUCAACAUGUCACCUAACAGGUCAGUGAGUAUAAGGGCCAUUUCACACAUCAUCACAUAUAGGUAAACCAGUGUGCUGAGCAGUAGUUAAUCACAGCCUUCCAACUAGUGUUCCUGUAUGAUACUGAUGCAAGCUUUCACUUGAGCUGCACAUGCUCAGAUUUUACAUUUUAUACGUGUACUUAAAAUGUCUUAGAUAUACACUUAAAGCCUGAUGUGGCUCUUUGGCAGCUGGUAGAAUAACAUUGACUUUCUACAGUUAUUAGUCUGAAUCUGCAUUAUUUUAAUAAGCCUUAGUGUCACACAAGAAUUAGCACAUGGAAUAAUGUAUCUCAUCAGCCAAAAGCACUACCUUGAAACUCUAAAAGGAAACAGCCUUCCAUAGUCACCAAAGGCUCAGGGCACAAUCAUACAGUACUUUGCAAUGUGUUUGGCAGCAAUGAUUGACAUAGCAAUCACCUAUACUCCUGAUUUGUCACUUUUGUGCCCAACUGGAAGGUAUAAGCAGAAGCCUUAGAAAAAGCAGGUACCUUUUCAUCUCAGACACAUAUACAAUGAAAGCAGGUGUCUGCCUGAGGAAGAGGCACAGUCAUCCCCACCUGUUGUGUGGACUGGACAAGGGCAGGUUGACUCUCAUAAGAUGAGUAGACUGCAGAGCCAGUGCACCCAGUCUCUGAAUCAGUCUGGUGUAGGCAUGGCCUGCUCAGUGGCUCAUGAAAACUGAAUUCUGUUCCUCAGUCAAGAUGCAGACAUAACCUUUAGCACUAUCUGCCCCUCCUGCUCUAGUAGUCUAAAUGACCAUAAAGUCAGAACACCUCUAAGCCUUAAGCUAAUCAUUUCUUCAAGAGGUUGGAUUAUUCAGUGGGGAGUUCAUACUUUUGUUGGUAUGCAGAAUAGAAGCUGUUUUCUUGUGUAGCCAAACCAUUGUUUUUUGCCAGCGCUUAGAGGAACUAAAGUGUCAUGUCAUACAGUGGUUGGUUAUGACCUUGAAAGUUCAUGUAUGAAAUAAAGGCAGAGGUUGCAUGAGUUGUCUCUCAUAAUUGACAACUGUCUAGAAAGCAUAAUCAAGCACUUGGAAUAGAAAGGCUGAGAGCAACAGGAGAGGCCAGAAGAUAUUGUCUUAAAAAUGCUAAUUGCAUUCUCUGUGUAUAAAGGAACUGCACACUAAUACUGGUUGCAGUUACCCAUCAUCAGGCUCUCUAUUUUACCACCAAUGCUUACAUUGCACAGUCUUGGAUCACACUAGACUUGUGGCCUCCAGGGCAGCAGCUGAGUGCAUUAAUCCUUCAGAAAACCAUAGUGGAAAUAAUUCCCAGAAGGAAGGAAGGAAGGAAGGAAGGAAGGAAGAAAGGAAGAAAGGAAAGAGACAAUAACUCCUAAUGGAACUGCAUCCAGCAUGGAAGACGGGCAUUGGUUCUUAGCAGCUGCUUCAGCUAGGAUGGCAAGUUGGGUUAGAGAGACUCCUCUCUCCCUCCCUCUGUAUCCUGGAAUGGAGCUUUGCUUCCAUCUUGAGCUGAACAAGGCAUUUGACAGUGGGAACUUCAGCUCUCUCCACGCAGCUCCUUCUCAACCACAGCAGGACUCUCCCACAAUGACAAGUGCAUAAUCUGAGGGUGCUUCUUCAGGGCUCUAGGUUGAAUUUGUGUCCCCUACAGGUUUUCUCAACAGUGGCUGCUACAAUCUCCCUCCAUCUCCAUCCCACCCACCCACCCACCCCAUUGUAAAUAUAUGUACAGUGUGUAAAAAAAAUGAAAUAAAAAAAUCUCAUGUGAAGAACAAAAGAAAAAAGAAAACAACUCACAGCUCCCUUUUGUGGGGCUCCAUCUUAAUGACCAGCACAUCUGCCAACUCUUGCUUUUGUGUACAAAGAAAAAGAUCAACAAACAAAGCCUGGUGUUUGUGUCUGGCUCCUUUGGACUGUUCCUCUUCUUGCGAAGCAUAGCAGAGUCUUGUAAAGUUGUUGUGGCUGUCACAUGACCCAUACCUUCCAUGCCCUCCUCCUGCCUUCCCAGUAUCCUCAGUUCCCUACUCUAUUUUUUAAAAUUAUUUUUUAAUUAUUAUUAUUAUUAUUAUUUUGGAGGUGGGAGAGGUUCUGCAUAACAAUCAAGCAAACAACCCAUCAAACAAAAGAAGUUUACAGUUGUAAGUGCAAUGACCUAAAUCCUUUAUCUGAACAUUGUAAAUGAUGUGUGUGUGUCCUGCUGUGCUCUGUGAGAACUUGUAGUAAUUUCAGUGUACCACCUCAUGUAUUGUGAUUCCGUAUGGCAAGUUGCCCUACAACGUAUUUCUGUGGAAAACAGAAUAAAAGGACUUGAUAUGA